AUGGACGGUGGUAGUGCUCCGCUCACUUCUGAGCAACAAAUGAAUGUGUUCCGAUUGCGCGACAAAAUGAGCCUUCUAAACGGCGAAUUUCUAAAAGUCCUCCAAGGAUUCUAUACAGAGAAGAAUCACUAUGACUUUGUAAGUUUUCGAUUAGUUUGUUCCCUUAAAAAAUGAUUGACUUUACAGUCGGGCACAAUGAAAUCGUACAUGGAGCACGUGAAACAGUUGAGAACAAUGUACAAAGUAGGCGACAACGAAGAAGCAACUGAAAUUCCAGCCCAGCCGGCUGCUGUUCGCACUGAAAAGUCGACAGAACCCGCAACCAUUCCGUUCCAACGCAAAUUCGCAAAGGCAAAUCGACGCAAUGGCUCGAAAGCGGCGGAAUCUCCGAAGCCGACAAAUACGACGAUCUUCGCCGCCUCGAGUCCGGCCGCCACUGCUCCAACCCUUCCGAAAUUCGGGUAACCGCUUCUUUCCCAUGCAGACCGUAAAUUGUUUUCUUUUCAGUGACAUUUCUGUGAUCACUAAGGAUGCUCCAACUCCGAUCUUUUCGAAGCCAGCUGUAAAGGCUGCUCCAGCUCCUGCUCCAAGUGAGCCGGUGGCUCCUGCUCCAGCUGCGGCCAGAAAACGAGCAAUUCGUGGCGGAGGACCACUCGGAGGAUCCGAGUCUGUCGUUUUCAAGUCAGGAGCCGCAGAGCAGCAGAAGAGCACUGCGUCGACCACAAAAAUCCCGGAUGUGACUAUAAAGUUUCCGGAGCCGAGCAAGGAUUUCUGGACGAAGGGCUCCGCGAGCAAGACCACCGACGCUCCCAGCGGUGGAGGAUCGCUCUUUGCGUUCCUCGGAAAAGAGUAUGUUUCAGAUUCGGAAAAUCGGAAUAAGCAACAUAUUUCAGAGACAAAGAGCCUGCGAAAUUCACUGGAUUCUCGUUCGGGAAGAAGCCGGAAACGGAUGAAAAGAAUGCUGACGAGCCGCCUGCGAAGCUUACUUUCGGAUCACCGAUCAACAAGGAAUCUACCGAGAGCCCAUCAAAACCGUCGCUCUUCGGCGGAAGUGUGAAGCCGUCGUUGUUCGGAAAACCACCCGGAUCGCCGCUAGAGGAGUCCUCCUCCAUCGCUCCGAAGCCGAUUGCCCCGCUGUCCUUCGGUGGCGGAAGUUCCUUGUUCGGAGGCUCUUCCACCUCAUCCGGAGCUCCGACUCUUUCUUUUGGUUCCGCGACGGGCACCUCCACUGUUCCCACUCUCUCGUUUGGUUCUGGAGCAGACUCCAGCACUGCUUCAACUCCGAAGCUCACAUUUGGUUCGGGCGCAGGCGGUCUAUUCGCCGGACUGGCUCAGAAAGCAAUGGACGGCCAGGUACAGCAGAAGACGGACGGCCGCGAGGACGAAGAGGGCGAAUACGUGCCGCCCAAGGCCGAAGCGGUCGAGAAUGAGGAGCCGGAUGCGGUGCUCAGCUCCAAGUGAGUAAUUUUUUGUGAAAUCUGGAACGAAAUGUUGCGUUUUCAGAGUAUCAGUGUUCAAGUUCGCCGACAAGGCGUGGACUAAGCUCGGCGUCGGAAUGCUGCACAUCAAGGACACUGACGGAAAACAGAGCGUGCUGAUCCGCGCGGCCACGACCACUGGGACCGUCUGGCUGAACGCGCUGUGCAACAAAGCGAUGAAAGCGACGAAGGCGGACGAGAAAGGCGAGAAGAUCCGUCUGACGUGCCCCACUUCGAUUGCCGAGAUGACGACGAUGAUGAUCCGAUUCGGAACUGCCGAGGGGGCCACCAAGUUCACCGAAAAGGUCGAAGAGCUCACGAAGUAG
Messenger RNA from Caenorhabditis sp. 36 PRJEB53466, 1804 nucleotides. The record is from the annotation of a GenBank genome assembly. Lineage: Eukaryota; Metazoa; Nematoda; Chromadorea; Rhabditida; Rhabditidae.